Molecule: messenger RNA, 159 nt
Organism: Colletotrichum truncatum
Lineage: Eukaryota; Fungi; Ascomycota; Sordariomycetes; Glomerellales; Glomerellaceae
Source: RefSeq, a predicted model, not a curated record
AUGCAUGCCCUCAUUGGCUUCUCUAUGGGAGAGCGGAGGAGAUUCCGAGUUUUCCAAUGGGUAUGGUCAUAUGUGCUAAUUUCCUGGCAGAUACGUAUUAUCGUCGGUAUAAUUUACUCUACACUAGCUACUAUUUUCAUCUCGUAUAGUUUAGCAUAG